Molecule: messenger RNA, 771 nt
Organism: Strongyloides ratti
Lineage: Eukaryota; Metazoa; Nematoda; Chromadorea; Rhabditida; Strongyloididae
Product: MSP domain and PapD-like domain-containing protein
Exons: 2
Coding region: 1-771 (256 amino acids)
Source: RefSeq, a predicted model, not a curated record
AUGAUAUUUUUGUGUAUUGAUCCAUUACUUCAGACAUUAACACCGUUAUACUAUAUUUUAAAAGUAUUUAUAUUUUCUUUAAUUUAUCUUAGUCCUUUAAAAUAUGGAAUUAUAUUAAAAGAUAAAGUGAUGAAAAAAAUAAAUAUGAUUGGUGUGACAGUUGAAAAUUUUUUUAGUAAAAAGAAUAAAAGUUAUUUUGAAAAUACACAAAAUAAAGAAACUUUAUCUACAAAAACAGUUAAUAAUUCUAUGUCUGAUUCUCCAACAUUUCAAAUAUCAGAAGAUAAAGCAUCAAUAAAUGAUUCUAGAAGUAAAAUAUCUAUUUAUGAUUCAACCAAUAAUUCUUCAGAAUUAUUAAAAAAAAAUAAUAAAAAUGUUUUAUCUUCAAAUGAAAUUUCAGAAAGUAUAUUAUAUGCUCAUCCUGGUGACAUAGCUUUUUCAGUUGAUAAAUUUCUUUCGUUUCCAAAAAAUUUUAUAACAGAAGUUUCUGAAUGUGUAUAUAUUAAAAAUUUAAAUACUUCAAAUCCUAUGGUUUUUAAUAUAAAAACUAACGCUCCAAAUUGUGUAAAUGCAAUACCAGGAAAAGCAAUUAUAAAUAAUGGAGAAACACUAGUUAUAAAUAUACUUCUAAGACCAAUGUCUGAGGGUUUUAAAAUUCAUAAAAUUAUUAUUGUAAUUGAAUACAACAUUGCUCCUAUUGGAACAAAAACUUUUUCAUCAAACCUUAUUGAUGGUCGGUAUAAAAAAAUUUUUAAAUUGUGUCAUUAUUAA